AUGAAAACUGCCCUGCUUUUCCUCGCACUCGCCGCCGUCGCCGCCGCCGCCUCACCCUUCCAGCCCCAGCAGGACAAUGCACAGAUUUGCAAAAUUUGCGAGGAUGUGGUCGGCGCCGCCGAAAAAGAGGGAGGCAAUGAUGUCAAGGGUUUUCUCGAGAAGGAGAUCGCCACCGAGUGCGGCAAAACCGGGCUGCUGAAGAAGGUUUGCGAGAAGGCGUUUGAUGAGAUCGUCGAUGACCUUGUCAAGCUCAUCCUGGCCAAGGAGACGCCGGAAGUCGCCUGCAAACAGGUGCAUCUGUGC
Molecule: messenger RNA, 303 nt
Organism: Mesorhabditis spiculigera
Lineage: Eukaryota; Metazoa; Nematoda; Chromadorea; Rhabditida; Rhabditidae
Source: the annotation of a GenBank genome assembly